UGUGUGUGCUCCUUUUGGGGUUUCUUGUGCAAAGGGAAAACUCAUAUUUAGUUGCAAAGAGUCAUCUUAGAUCGAUUUUUCUCCACUCGGCGAAGCUGCGAUCACGUCGUCUCCCGUUUUCGACUCAAUCUGAAAAAUGAACUCGAUAGAUGCAACUAUCGCGGAAAAAGGUUUAAUGAGCUCUGAAAUGGGAUCUGAAAGGACACUGUACCCGUAUGUCACUGGAACCUCGGUAAUAGGCAUCAAGUACAAAGACGGAAUUCUCAUGGCUGCCGAUAUGGGAGGUUCCUAUGGAUCUACCCUCCGUUACAAGAGUGUGGAGCGUUUGAAACCCAUUGGAAAACAUUCCCUUAUUGGUGCAAGUGGAGAAAUAAGUGAUUUCCAAGAGAUCUUACGUUAUCUUGAUGAGCUUAUCUUGUAUGAUAAUAUGUGGGAUGAUGGGAACUCUUUGGGCCCUAAGGAGGUGCACAAUUAUUUGACUCGGGUUAUGUACAAUAGGCGCAACAAAUUUAAUCCUUUAUGGAACUCUCUUGUUCUUGGUGGAGUAAAAAAUGGACAGAAGUAUCUUGGCACGGUGAGUAUGAUUGGUGUACAUUUUGAGGACAAUCAUAUAGCAACUGGAUUUGGGAAUCACCUUGCAAGGCCAAUCCUCCGUAAAGAAUGGCAUGAAAACUUGAGUUUUGAAGAUGGUGUUAAAUUGCUAGAGAAAUGCAUGCGUGUUCUCUUGUAUCGUGAUAGAUCUGCUGUUAACAAGCUUCAGAUAGCAAAGAUCACUGAAGAAGGGGUGACUAUUUCUCAGCCUUAUUCACUGAAGACUUUCUGGGGUUUCUCUGCUUUCCAGAAUCCAACAAAGGGUGCUGAAGGAUCAUGGUAACUCUGGCUAGAUACCUAGUGCUUUGAAAACGUGAUGUACCUUAGUUUCCGUUUAGCCUAGAGAUCAUGGAUUACUUCACGUUGAUUCUCAGCUUCUGAAGAAAUGCUUUUAAUAUGUGUUUGGGACUCCUGGGGUUACUUUUAUGAAUAUUGAACUCUCUAUUGAGGCAUAACAAAAAGAAGUAAAGACUAAAUUCCAUCAUUCUUGUUUUGUUUUUUUUUGGUAACUAUCAAUUCUUGUUA
Messenger RNA from Nelumbo nucifera (sacred lotus), 1116 nucleotides. It is a transcript of the gene PBG1, whose product is annotated as 20S proteasome beta subunit G1. The record is from RefSeq and is a predicted model, not a curated record. NCBI's taxonomy places the organism in Eukaryota, Viridiplantae, Streptophyta, Magnoliopsida, Proteales, Nelumbonaceae. Gene Ontology annotation, cellular component: proteasome core complex.